Molecule: messenger RNA, 2108 nt
Organism: Pocillopora meandrina
Lineage: Eukaryota; Metazoa; Cnidaria; Anthozoa; Scleractinia; Pocilloporidae
Source: the annotation of a GenBank genome assembly
UUAACUAUUAAGGUUAUUGUUUAACACUAUGUUUCCACUAAAGUGUUUACAAAUAUUUGACAAUGAAGUCACUGCGAAAGCAUUUUCUGCGAGAAGGAGGUGGCUUUGUUGACGUUAAAUAGCUAACGUAGUAGAGAGACGCAAACUAUUCGCCCACAGACACCAGAUUCAUAACACGAGCCCAGCGAAUUAAGGCUUCAUUUCGAAAUUAUGGAGUAUCAAGGGCAUGAUACGACAGAAUUUAUCGGUAAAAUUCGAGUGGAACGGAGAAAGGUUUGUGUUCCCAUAUUAUUCUUUAAGAAUUUCGGAAAUAUCAUUUGACUACUCUGCGUAAUCAAACUGUUCAGCUAAAAAAAUUCAAACAAGUUUGAGGAGUGGUGAACAUCGUCCAGUAGCUUUUUACUUGUAAAAGUUAUACAAAACUAAUACGCAUCAAGCAGGAAGAAAAUUGUUUUUCCUUUUUUUUUUUUAAGGAUUUACGUAAGGUGUCUUUAUUUCGAAGGAAUUACGCCGUGGAAAUUCGAAGGGGAAUGGGACCGAGGAUGCACAAUCAGCAUUUUUAAAGUGCAGGUUGAAGUGCGUUCCUAUAAGGAUCUGUAAAGAAUCAAAAAAGAUGAAUGCAACCGCCAAACAUUUUAUGUAGACGAUGAUCAGUAAUUCUAAAUAUUUGUGGUGUUUAACUUUCAGGCACAGAAGCCAAGAAUUGAGAAGUUAAGACGUGACAGAAUAAAUGGCAGCUUGGACGAAAUUAAACACUUGGUGUUAGAAGCUCUCAAUAAAGAUGUAAGUUCACAAAAAUACUUGAUAAACCUUGUUUUUAUGUAUUUUGUUAUUUAAAUCUAUUUUCGUAUGAAUUUCUCUGAGGCGACGAGAUUGGCAAUUCUCUCAAUUAAAGUAAAAUUACUUUUUACUUACGCAAUCUAUUUCUCAUUAAUUCAGAUUUCUCGCUACUCAAAGAUGGAAAAAGCUGACAUUCUGGAGAUGGCUGUGCAAUUUUUGAAAGGAACCCAGGCAAGACAAAGAAUGCAGCCAGGUUCGUUGAGCAAACCAUUUUAGUUGUAGUUUUGCCCGAAACUGAUUAACUUUGAUUGGCAGAGACAUCGUUUAUUAUACAUUCCUGUCUCAGUUUAUUGCUGACGGCUGUCACAUAGACUACAAACACACCCACGCACGGCCAUUGUCCUAUCGGAAUCUAGAGACCAGUCCUUCUCGGAUUCCUCAAACUUCCUCUUGCAUUUUAACGGGGUUUGGAGACAUUAGUUCAUGUAUUUAGGUUUCGACGAGUUUAGAGAUUAAAAUUAAGUUAUAGACGUCUAAAUCUUUGAAUUAAAAAACAUGGUGAAAAAUCUGUUAGAAUUUGAGAACGUAUUUAAAAAAGUGCGCCCGAAAGGUUUUUGAAUCCUAUCGCAAAAUGGAAAGGUUUCUUAAAAUUGAUCAGAAUGGUCGUUUAUUUCCUAGGAUUAAGAUCAUCGGUUGAGCACACAACAGAGCUUAAAGAGACUGGUCCUCAAGAGAGACAUUUAGUUGCACCGCCUCAAAUACCCUAUCUCACACAAGACCAACUUCUCAUGGAAAUGACCGCUGACGUUAGGCCCAUUCCAAUGAUGUCACCUUCUAUGCCAACUUUCGUCUCAGCUCCCAUGGUUGCCAUGACAACACCACAACAACCAACUAUUGUAUGGCUACCUUACCCGUCACCACCUCCCUCACCCACAGAGAAGCCAAAUAAAGUUGCUGACUCAGUGAUUACGCAAACCACUGGCAGCAGAAAGGAAGCUGCUACGAUAGUGACGUCACUAAGCAACACAACAGUAUUACCCGUAUGGAGACCUUGGUGACAGACAAGUAGAUAAAUUAAAACAAUGCUGGAGACGAAAUUAUUUUAAGAGAAAAGUGAAUUAACACUCGAGACUACUUAAUACAACGAAUGUUCCUGCUUACUUAUGGAAUAUGAUAACGCUAAAUUCUUUCGUGUAACAUAAAAUUCCCACCGUGUCCGCAUUAAAACAAAAUCAGUGUUGUACUAUACAUUUGUAUCCCUCUGAUCUUAGCGUCACAUUCCACAAAAAGCAAAACAUAAACGGCGCGAUUUACUUUUCAAUAUCGUG